AAUAUUGUACUUUGAAUUCAACUUGGUACUUAUCCUCACUUGUCAUUGGGGCAAGUAAACGACAUCGUUUAGCCGUGGAGCAACUUGAUCCGUCAGAUUAAAACUAGAAAACGCAUCUAAACCGUACAUUUAUCUCUCUAAGAAAGAGCCCAUUAGGUAUAAGAAGGGUUUUCGAGCAGGAAAAAAUGGCAGAAUUAUAGUGAGAACAGAGAAGAGAAGAAGAAACAGUAGAGAAAAAUGUCAGGAGUCACUCAACAAGAAGAAGAUAAGAAGCCUUCCGCUGAUCAGGGUGGUCACAUUAACCUCAAAGUCAAGAGCCAGGAUGGGAAUGAGGUGUUUUUCAGAAUCAAGAGAAGCACACAGCUGAAGAAGCUCAUGAAUGCUUACUGUGAUAGGCAAUCUGUGGACUUCAACUCUAUUGCCUUCUUGUUUGAUGGUCGUCGCCUCAGGGCCGAGCAGACUCCUGAUGAGCUCGAAAUGGAGGAUGGGGAUGAGAUUGAUGCUAUGCUGCAUCAGACUGGUGGAUCUUAGGGUUAGCUUUAUAUCUGAGGGUUUUGGGGCAUAGUAAAUUAGAUUAUCUUCGGUGUAUAUUGACCGAACUGUUUAGAAUGUGUAUUUUAGCUCGUACUGUGGUUGUCCGAUAACGAGUCGCUUAUGGAUGAUCAGACUUUGGAUCUUUACUUCUAGUUAAUUAUCCUUUAAUCAA
Molecule: messenger RNA, 706 nt
Organism: Solanum dulcamara
Lineage: Eukaryota; Viridiplantae; Streptophyta; Magnoliopsida; Solanales; Solanaceae
Product: small ubiquitin-related modifier 2
Exons: 3
Coding region: 238-531 (97 amino acids)
Biological process (GO): protein sumoylation
Cellular component (GO): nucleus
Molecular function (GO): ubiquitin-like protein ligase binding; protein tag activity
Source: RefSeq, a predicted model, not a curated record